Molecule: messenger RNA, 810 nt
Organism: Lolium perenne
Lineage: Eukaryota; Viridiplantae; Streptophyta; Magnoliopsida; Poales; Poaceae
Source: RefSeq, a predicted model, not a curated record
AUGUCCACCCCUAGCUCCAACCCCUUCGCCGACUCCUCCAUCCCCGACCCCAGCCAGCUCCGCGCCGUCGCCAUCAACGACCAUGUCCCCGUCAAGCUGUCCACCACCGCCGCCAACUACCUCGCCUGGAAGACGUACUUCUACCUCCUCUUCCGCGACUACAACCUGCGCGAUCAGAUCGACGGCACCGCCGACCUCCUCGCCCGCGACUCCGACUGGCUGGCCAUCGACGCCACCAUCAUCCGAUGGCUCUUCCUCACCGUCUCGCCGGACAUCUUCCAGACCGUCGUUCGGGAAGGCGAUGAUGCCCGCACGGUGUGGGGAAAGAUCAACGGCCUCUUCACCAAUAACAAGCUCCAACGUGUUGUCUUUUUGCAGCAGGAAUUCUUCGGCACACCCCAGGGCGAUCAAACCUUGGACGCCUACUGCCUGCGCCUCAAGGCCAUCUCCGUCGAGCUCCAGGACCUUGGGUUCCGGAUUGGCGACGAGCUCCUCCUCUCCACCCUCACCGCCGGCCUCAGCGAGGAUCUCGGGAACGCCGCCUCCAACCUCACCCUCAUGUCCAACCCGACGUUCGAGCGAGCGGUCGACUACUUCCGGCUGGAGGAGCGCCGGCUGAAGACGUUCUUCCUCAUGGCGGAGGAGCUCCACCAGCGCCCACCCCCGCCCCUCCACACCCUGCGCCUCAGCCGCACCAACACCAAGGAGGAGGGGGCGGUGGCCGUGGUCGUCGCCGCGGCCGUGGUGGUGGCCGUGGCGGUGGCAACAACGGCGGCCCCGGCAUCGUCGGUCCGCGCCCCGGGUACUUGA